UCGGAGUGCGGUGGCUGAGCCUCGAGUUUCUGGGGCGAUAGUGGCGGCUGCGCUUGCUGCAGCUGCCGCGGGCGCGGCCGACGACGACGCGCUGGAACUGUUCGGCGACUUUGACGGCGACGAGCCCGCCGAGCCAGAUGCCCCCGACGUGCCAGGACCCCCCGAACUUUGGGAGCUCGCGCUCGCGGGCGAGUCGGAGGAGCGGCCGCCGCUACCAGCGGCAGAAGGCUCGCUCGGCUGGGACGUCGCGCAGCUCGUCGAGCAGGUGAGCGCGAUCUCAGCGGCGAACGGGCGCGACCCAGCCUUCUUCAACGUGAGGCAGCACCAGAUGGCGAACUACUGGCUCGACGAGAAGGCCAAGACCCUGCCGUUCAGUGAGGAGUGCGAUAAGUUCAAAGUGCAGCGGAGGACGGCAGAGGCAUUCUUGAUAGCUACGGCCAGCGCGUGCAACGUGAUGCAGCAGCGGGACUGCAAAUCGAUGGCUCGGCAGCUGGUGGACAGCAUUAUCAGGCGCGGAGGCCGAGCCAUCAGCUGGACGGAGGCAGUGAGGUACGACGAGACCCCCAUGACCAUGCGGCUGACCGACACCGAGAAACGCGACUUAGAGAAGCAGCAGCCCCAGUUGCAAGGACCUGGACAAGACGAAGACGGAGCUGUGCAGAUGGUGCCGAUCAGCGCGAGUUGCAAGAGCACCCACGUGGCCAAGAUCCUCAACACCGAGCGCAUGUACUCCAUGCUCUUCCACCUGCCUGCCGAGGGCUACUUCGCCGUUCGCGUGCCGUUCGGGACGCCCGUCCAGUCGCUGAGCAGGACGACUGGCGAGGUGCUGCACGACGCGCUCAUGGCGAGCCAGCCGCCGAUGGACGGCGUGCCGCAGAGAUUUGAUCGACGUCAGCGGCUGGUCACUACCGACGGCGCAGGCGGCAUCACCAGGAUGGAGCGGAACCUAGAUCGUGAAGCGGGUGACAGUUGCGACACGUUGAAGCUGAAGUGCGAGGUCCACAUGGUGUACAAAUGGUUCAAAGCAGCGUUCCUCCACACGAAGCACGACACCAGCUCGAUGGUUCACGUUGCGAAGGCGCUGCGCAGUGGCGACGCCAUGAGAUCAUUCAGGACCACGCUCAGGCAAGUCAUCUCGGACACGCUCAGGUACCACAGGCAGCGAGCCCCGUCCGCCGUCGACACCAACUACAACAAGAUGUGCUUAGACCUGUUCCUCGAGGACACCUCCCCGCACAGGCGCAUGAAGCGAAGCGUGAUCCUCUCCUUGGCGAAUGGGCGCUGGUCGAACAGGCACGUGGUGGAGCAUUGUUGCAACGGGUGCUGUCUGUCUCGCAAUGAUUGCUUGUCGAAGUUCACGACUCUCUUCGUCGCGGCCGUGGCGGCGACCGACCCGAAGGUGUGGCCCGACUCUAGGUGGACGGGCUUCGACCACAGCGUCGACUGGAUGGGCGUCCUGGAGUCGUGCCACGGCUUGCUCACGCGCGCAUUCCUCAAGUGGUCUGGCGUCAAGGUUGACAAGCUGAAUUCCGACGACGUCGCAGCAGGCAUGCUGCCCCUGGGCGACGGCGACUACGGCCAUGGCGCGGGUGACGGCGCAGUCCUCGGCGACCCAUCAGGCGGCGAUGCAGGAGGCGAUGGUGGCGGCGAUCGCGGCGACGGUGGAGCGCAGAAUGCCGCAGAGGACGACCGCAGGAAGGAGGACUCGAAGCAUCGUUUCUUGGGUGCGAAGUGGCUGUUCAACUCAGGCCCGCAGUCGCGGCUAGUGCUUAUCAGGCAAGUGCUGAGGCCCCUCGUGAGCAUCAUGGGCAAGUACAUCGGGAAAGCCGGCCUAAACAAUGACAAGUUGGUUGAGUUCCGCAAGCUCCAGAAGCUCUCAGGCAUUGAUGUCGACGUAGAGUGCGACGUAUUCACCGUUAUCGCUGCGUCCAAGUUCGUGCUCGAGGACGAGUUUUUCAAUGCGCUCAAGGACAUCAUGACCACCGAGUCGUUCUGGGCCGUCAUCCCGCCGAGCUAUCGUUUGCACAGCCUUCGCACUGAGGCGUUCGUGAUGUUGAGCCAGAUCGGCUGCCUCUGCCACGAGCUCAAGACGCUGCACGGCGGGCAUCCUUUCAAAAUGUUUACCCUGUUGGACGGGAACUGCGGCGACAUCCUGGGCGAGUGCGAUGACAUGAAGGACCGCUGGAGCAAGGCUCUCAUCGCGAAGUACGCCGAGUCCAAGGACGGCUUGCUACCCCCAGACCUGAAGGCGGAGCUCACGCACGCCGCAUUCCUCCUCAAGCGCGAGACUGUCAGCAUUGAGGCCAGCCACGCGGCCAUCAGGAGGAGCCUCUGCGCGCUGAGCGUACAGACCCACUCGCUGCACAUCAAGCGCCUUUCUGCCCUGAGAAGCUUGCAGCGAUUCCGCACUCGGCGGCGUCGUUUGCGCGAGGGGUGGGCUGGCAAGGUGAUCAAGGGCGCCAAGCAGAAGGUCGUCAAAGAGAAGCCCGCACCUUCGAAGCGCCAGUUUGGACAUGGAGGUGCAUGGAGGGCGUUCGUUCGGCAGCGGACGCUGGGCCAGAAGGGCAGCCCUGAUUUCAAGUUGCUCUCGCAGGAGUACCGCGAGCUCACGCCAGAUGAGAAGGUGAAGCUCAAGGAAGUUGGGAAGACUGCCACGCGAGCUGCGAGGGCUGGCAACAAGCGGCCGUUCGGAGACAAGACGCGCCAGCUGCAGCGAUCAUAUAUGAAGUCCGUCGCUGAUACAAUGGUCAAGGACAGGAUGAAGGAGAGGGUCAUCACGGAGGGCAUCGCCGCGUGCUCGGCCAGCGGGGAGCUCGCCAUCGCCGCUGACGACGGCGCCAUCUAUAUGAAGACGAUGAGCUCCACGGCCCUCGCCGACAUUGCCGAGGUCCGCAAGGCUAACCGUUUGGAGCAGCAGUGCCGCGCGGAGGAGAAGCUCCACAUCAGCAAGGCGAUGCAAUCAUGGUGCGAAGGAGCGGGCGUGGACUCGAGGGCGGCGUGUUUGUCCGACGAGGCAUUCCACAGGCUCGAGGAGUUCCUGCCCGUCCCAUUCCCAAGCACGGAGCUCAAAGUCUUCGAAUGGGAGCCGAUGGACGUCUUGGAUCGAGUGAAGCGCGGGCUAUCAAUAAAUCGGCACGUCAUUGCAGACGUCUUCGCCGCCCUCAUUACAGUCUGGGAUAAGAUCCACGACACCAUCGACCACGUGCCGAAGCCCGACUGGGACGUGAAUGACGAUGCGGGUAUCCCGAGCUGCAUGGAAGCAGGCAUGUGCGUAUGCAGCGGCCAUGGCAUCGAUGUUGGCAAGAUCGUGAAGAACUUCGACAGCGCGCUGAAGAAGGCUGUGCCAGUCGGGAAAGUCAGGAAAGAUGUUCUGGUGCCUGGUUUCAUCGUGGUCUGCGCCUUCGGUCAGCGCCAGCCCACCGAGGACGAGGGGGACGAGGUGGACAUCCGCACGAGCGGCCUCGUCGAGGGGCUGCCCGUCGUCGAGAGCAAGUGGCUGCACGUCGGGAGCCAGAGCCUCUCGCCUUGGCGGUCGUGCUUCCACCGCCUUGCUGUUGAUCAAUAUGAGGAAGGGCUCGUGGCGCCGUGGGCGCGGCUGGUGGGCACGCUUGACUUUACCACGCCAUGGCAGGAGUUCAAGGAGUUCGACAGGGACCUUCGGUGGUCUGUAUGUGUGUACAACAUCAGGGAGAAGAUCACGCCGCUGGGGACCAUCGUGCCGAACGUCGUCGAGGUCAGGUUGCAGGAGGAGGUCGAGAAGCCGAGCGUGCCGACACGCAGAGUCAUUUGGAAGCCCAAGUGGGCGAAGUGGAGGAAGACGCCCGUCAGAUCAGGCAAGAAAGACGUGGACUUCAAGUCGGGGUGGGGCUUC
Messenger RNA from Prorocentrum cordatum, 3871 nucleotides. The record is from the annotation of a GenBank genome assembly. NCBI's taxonomy places the organism in Eukaryota, Dinophyceae, Prorocentrales, Prorocentraceae.